GAGCCUGUUUGCAGUUUGUAAUUGUCUACUACGUGGAGCUCAGUUACCGGCUAUACAAUAAAUAUGAUUCUGGCACUUGGCCUUUUAUGAGGGCAUAAAACCAUAAGGAACAAGAAAAAGAACAGGUAUUGGUAGGGAUUCGUUCCAAACUCACCGGCAUAAUUCAUACACGUUACAAUAACGUUUUAUGACGGGUUGUAUACACAAAAAAACAAAACAACGAUACCUUUCUGCAUGACACUUUCAAAAAGGAACGAUUUUGCGAUUUCGGAAGUAUAAGAUCUAUUGGUUGUCACGUUUGUACUGUGCGUAUAUAUUAAUCAUUGACCUCAUUUAAUAACAGUACUAUUUGGAGAAGAAUGUUGGGCUUAAAAACAAUCUUUUUGAAUACUGCUACAAAUUUGGUGGUCAAUCGUUGCUUUGCUUUAAAACUUUAUACUGGAAGUUGUUGGGCUUCGUCUGUCCAUCCAAAGACAAGCAUGUCUUUCGAAGCAGAGAAACAAAAGUUCUUAAGUAUGCCAUUGGAAGAGAAGCAAAAGUUCUACAAGUCAGAAAUUACAACUGUCAAUCAAAUUCCAACAUGGCUUGAAUAUUGGACAAAGAAUAAGGACAACAUUGCAAUAACUACUUUGGAAAAGGUUGAAAAAGUUGACGAUAAGUUGGCUAAUAAGAUUUGUAUAUGGCAGGGAGAUAUUACUACUUUGGCAAUCGAUGCUAUUGUCAAUGCUGCAAAUUCAAGCCUGCUAGGCGGGGGUGGUGUGGAUGGAGCAAUUCACAGAACUGCUGGGCCGAAUUUAAAGCGGGAGUGUGCGACGUUGGGUGGCUGUCGUGUUGGAGAAGCUAAAAUUACAGGGGGUUACAAAUUACCAGCUAAGUAUGUGAUCCACACUGUGGGUCCUCAGGGUGAGAAACCGGACAACCUACGUGAAUGUUAUGAAAACAGUCUUACAUUGACUAAAGAAAAUGGAUUGCGCACUAUUGCAUUUCCUUGUAUAUCGACUGGAAUUUAUGGUUAUCCUCAACGGCCUGCCGCAAAAGUGGCAAUAUCCACGGUUAAGAAGUUCCUUCUUCAGAAUGAAGAUAGUAUCGACAGAGUUAUCUUUUGCCUAUUCCUCAAGACGGAUAAGGACAUAUACGAAGAGCUGCUACAAAAAUAUUUCGGCAUCGAUUAAACAAGAUUGAAAGAUCUCUGUACACAUUUACAGUCUGAACUGAUAUAUUGUUUUGGUUCUGAAAUAGAGUACAAAUACAUUUAACAGUAAUAUAAGAAAUUCAUGUAAGCAUAUUCGGAUAAUGAAUUUCUUCUCUUGAC
Messenger RNA from Cephus cinctus (wheat stem sawfly), 1312 nucleotides. RefSeq names its product macro domain-containing protein CT2219. The record is from RefSeq and is a predicted model, not a curated record. Gene Ontology annotation, molecular function: ADP-ribosylglutamate-[protein] hydrolase activity. The coding region runs from base 360 to 1172 and encodes 270 amino acids. The transcript is spliced from 7 exons. Gene Ontology annotation, biological process: DNA damage response; purine nucleoside metabolic process; peptidyl-glutamate ADP-deribosylation. NCBI's taxonomy places the organism in Eukaryota, Metazoa, Arthropoda, Insecta, Hymenoptera, Cephidae. Gene Ontology annotation, cellular component: nucleoplasm.